This is a messenger RNA of Hemicordylus capensis (graceful crag lizard), 5965 nucleotides long. Its product is annotated as carbohydrate sulfotransferase 14-like. Bases 580 to 2343 code for a protein of 587 amino acids. Gene Ontology annotation, cellular component: membrane. Gene Ontology annotation, biological process: carbohydrate biosynthetic process; dermatan sulfate proteoglycan metabolic process. The transcript has a single exon. Gene Ontology annotation, molecular function: sulfotransferase activity. The record is from RefSeq and is a predicted model, not a curated record. Lineage: Eukaryota; Metazoa; Chordata; Lepidosauria; Squamata; Cordylidae.
CAGCGAGGAGGAGGGAGGGGCGGCGGAGGAUGGGUAAGACAGCCACCCGCUCUCCUCGCCUCCACCAUGAAAGCGGCGGGUGGAGGCAUCGGCGGCGGGAGGAUGGGUGAGCGGGGGAGGGUGGGCCAUGACACCUGCCCACCCUCCUCGCCACCGCCAAGCAGUGGGCAGCGGUGGGGGCGAGGCAAGAACGCUCACGCUCUCUGUCACCCACCCACUCACCCUCCUCCUGCUCGCCCUUGCUGGUGGUGGGUGGUUGCGGUGGGAGGCGCGGCCCCCUCUCCCACGGCCCUGAGCCCCGCGCCUGCCAUAAAGACGCCCCUGGGUCUCACUGAAAAGACUGCGAUCCUACCAGGAGGCCCCUCGCGCGGAACAUGGUGGUCCUUCCUUGUCCGUGACCUGCAGAAGAGCAGGCGGCAAGGCCCCCCUCUUCCGACGGAGCCCUAACCCGCCCCUCCACCAAGAGCUGCCCAUUAAGCGUUGCCAUCCCCGAAAGGCACCUAAAGUCCGGCCCACCCAGCACGACAGACCCAAAUCCACGCGGCGUCCCAACUAGCCAAGGAUAAUCCUAGUGAUGUGAUGGGGAAGGAAGAGACCACGCGGGCACUCUUGAAACACCGCCCCCGCCCCAGCAUCAGCUGCCUGGGGGCUGAGCCCCUCCUUUCCAGUCCCCUCCCCCCGCAGAGGGAGGGAGGGAGGGAGGAAGAGUCGCAGCGGGCGGGGGCCGGCGAGUAUCGCCUUCUCCCUCCCGAGCAGCAGCCCCACCCCCCCAGCCCACAGGGUUCGCUUGCUAGAGAGACGAGGGGGGGCAGCUACAAACCGGGGGAGGAGGAGGAAGAGGAGGCUCUGGAGGGGGGACCCGCCCCCCAGGCCAAGCCGUCACUGCCGGGCGGCCCUUCCCCUUUUCGCCGCGGCGCAUCCGGCUCUUUUCUGCGCCCCACUCGCUGCUGGCGGGCAACGAGAAGCAGCAGCAGCUGCGCAAGCCUCCGCCUGGCCGCCGCGCGCUCCUGCUCCGCGGUGCAUGGCAGGCAGCAACCAGGGAGGUCCCCUUCGGCAGAAGCAGCAUGUAGUGCUGGGCGAGGCUGGUCCAGGGGGCUGCCCACAGACGCGCGGAGAGGAGAGGAGACCCAACCCCGCCAUCAUCAUCAUCAUCAUCCCAGGCGUGGCGCUCUCUCUUGGCCUCCCGGCCCCUCCGCGACGACCACCCCACCUCGGGCCAUGUUUCCACAGCCUCUCAUCCCAAUGGUGGCCAGAGGGAAAGAGAGGGGAGCCCCUUCCGUGCAGCGGCGGUGGCCCUCGGCACCCGCCAGGACCCGCUCCCGUGGCUCCAGUGGCACCAUCCUGUUGCCUUCCAUGCUGAUGUUUGGCGUGAUCGUGGCCUCCAGCGGCCUGCUGCUCAUGAUCGAGAAGGGGAUUUUGGCUGAAGUGAAGUCCCCACCGCUUCAUCCCUCGCACGGAGAGCCGUCCUGGAGGAGCGCCGGCGACGCCAGAGCGGCGCCCGCCUCGGAGGACGUGAGUUACCAGGUGCUGCAGGAUAUCCGUAAUAGGACCAUCCGCACCAUGUGUGGGCAAAGAAACAUGCCUCGCGGCCUUGGGGACCUCUCCGCAGGCCAGAGAAGGACGGUGCUCAAGCACAUCCUGGUUAGCGACAAACAUCGGUUCUUGUACUGCUACGUCCCCAAAGUUGCCUGCUCCAACUGGAAACGGAUCCUUAAAGUUCUAGAUGGUGCGCUGGAGAAUGUGAAUGUGAACCUUAAAAUGGAUCAUAAAAGGGAUUUGGUCUUCCUAAGUGACAUGAAGCCCGAUGAGAUCCAUUACCGACUAAAGCACUAUUUCAAGUUCUUAUUUGUGCGAGAUCCAAUGGAGAGGCUUUUAUCAGCCUAUAGGAACAAAUUUGGAGAGAUCAAAGAAUACCAACUAAAGUAUGGUGUGGAGAUCGUCAAAAGGUAUAGGAAAAACCCUGGGAAAAGCACAGGAGAUGAUGUCACCUUCUCUGAAUUUCUCCGGUACCUUUUAGAUGAAGAGGUGGAGAGAAUGAACGAACACUGGAUGCCCAUCUACAACUUGUGCCAGCCCUGUGUGAUGAGGUACGAUUUCAUUGGUUCCUAUGAAAGACUGAAUGAAGAUGCCAGUUAUAUUCUCGAACGGGUCCAAGCCCCCUCUUUCGUACGGUUCCCAGAAAGACAAUCAUGGUAUAAGCCGGUGACUCCUGAAAGUUUGCAUUAUUAUCUCUGUAACUCUCCAAAGGGACUUUUAAAAGAGCUGUUGCCAAAAUACAUUUUGGAUUUCUCUUUGUUUGCUUAUCCACUUCCAAAUGUUACCAGUGAAUUUUGCCGACAGUGAACAUUUUCCAUGGUGAUGCAAUUUGUGUCCUAUGCAAUUUCCAAAUUUUGCACUUUUAAUCAACAUGAGACAUCAAAUGCCUUGUUUAUAGGUUGCCUUUACAUAAAAACUAGCUUUAGCCUUUUAAUAUGUACUAGCUGAACCCGCACAGAGCAUCUGUGCGCUCUUUGGGGCUUGCGGGUCCCCCCUCCCUCCCUCCCCCCUUCUCUCUUGCCGCCUCCUCCUGCCCCAGUCUCUCCUGCCCUCCUUCUCGCCUUCUGCUCCAGUCUUCUCAGCUUGUUGGCCUCCAUUUCCGCCGCCGCCACCUCCCGCCGCCACCAGCCGUUGCCUGGCUGCUCUCUUUCGUCCCCACUGGCCCAGUCCGUUCCUUGUCGUUCCAGAGAUUCUCGUCUUCCUCCCACCACCAGCAGCUUUCCCUCUCUGCUCCCCGGCAGUGCUUUCUCUCCCCGCCAGGCUCACUCCCUCCCCGCCAUUUUGGCCCGCCCAUCCGCCUCCUCUGCCACCCAAAGUCUGAGAGCCCGUCAGAGCAAGCCUCUGCUGCCCAGCCAAUCCGGCUGCCGAAGCUCUCCCAACCAAUGGCUGGCACCAGAAUCUGCGGCAUUCCCACGCAUCUCUACGCUUGGCUUAGAGAAAUAAAUAUAUAAAUAGAUGCAGCACUAAGUUCAACUCAAUCUUUUUAUCCAGUCUGUGUUUUUGUAUGUUUUGAGAACAAAGCAUUUUUGGAAAGCAGUUACAUUUUGUAGAGCAGUUACGUUUACAUUACAUUAGCUGGGCAUUUACAUUUGGGGGCGGGGGAAUGAAGUUGUAAUCAUGGAAGACCUGUGAUUAGGGUUACAGUUCUCGAAAGACACUUGCUGGAGAGAAAGCCCAGUUUAACAAAAUUGGUCGUAUUCUGUAGGGAUGUCCCAAGCUUGGAAUGGGCUGUUCCAAGCUCAGAACAGAACGCCUUUAAAAAAGUUUCCUGUUCCAAGCACGGAAUGGAAUGACCCCUUUCUGGCUGGAGCAUUCUGGCUGCCAUUUUGGAUUUUAAAAUGGCCACCAUGCAUGUGCAGGGGCCACUUUGGAAUCCAAAAUGGCAGCCAGGAAGUUCUUUCCAGAAAGGGGUAGUACCAUUGGAGCGACCAGCUUCCUGGUUGCUCCGACAGAACAUCCCGAGCAUUUUGUGUUCUGUGCUGCACAUUCCUAGCAUUCAGUGCCAUCCUCAGUGUGAGUGGAGGUGGUUGUGUCAGAGAGUGGCUGCUCCAGUGGGGGUGGAGGAUCUGCACUCUCAGUGGCAGCAGCACUGAUAUUUCCCACCACUGCUGGCCUGGAGUGUGGCUUCUACCUGUCACAGCAGCUGUGACAUGGUGCACUCUGAUGGCAGCCUGGAGCACAGAUCCCAUGUGUCUCAGCAGCUGCCCUCCACCUUGGCUGGGCAUCAUAAUAAGCUCUUCAUCAUGAGCAAACCAGAACGCCUCGCAGGGUGGCUGCUGCAGUAGUAGCACAGAUCUUGCCCAUGGCUCCUGACCCAGCACAUGGCUCCUACCUGGAGCAGUGGUUGCCCUCCAGCUCAGCUGGGCCCCACAAUGCGCUGUGCUUGGCAAACCAGGCCGCGCCCCACAGGGCCAGCUGGGUCAAAGGGUGGCUGGUGAAGCAGGCUGAAACUGCGCUCCAGGUGGUGGUGGUGGUGGGGUGGUGAGGCAGGAGAUUCAUGCAGCUGGGGCCCCACAUCUCAGUGCCGCCAUCUUCUCUCAUUGGGGUUCUGCACUCCGCUCCUCCACCUCCUGUGGAUGGUCUCAUUUCUGUGUAAACAUAAAUUGGAUUGUACUGCACAUCUGCAUGUAGAUGGUGUGUGUCUGCAACUAGCAUGUAGGUCUUGUCACAUGAGGGCAGCAAUCUUAGACAGUGUUAUGUUUUAGUUCAGUAUUGUAGUACAGUGAGAGCCAUAUAUAUAUAUAUAUAUAUAUAUAUAUAUAUAUAUAUAUAUACACACACACACACACACACACACACACACACACACACACACAUAUACAUACACAUACACACACACACACACUAAGAAGUUGCUUGUGUUAUUAGCCAGCGUGGUGUGGUGGUUAGAGUGCUGGACUAGGACCGGGGAGACUCGAGUUCAAAUCCCCAUUCAGCCAUGAAAACUAGCUGGGUGACUCUGGGCCAGUAAUGUCUCUCUCAGCCUAACCUACUUCACAGGGUUGUCGUGAAAGAGAAACUCAAGUAUGUAGUACACCGCUCUGGGCUCCUUGGAGGAAGAGCGGGAUAUAAAUGUAAUAAUAAUAAUUUAAAAAAUGUAACCCUUACUCUAAACAUUUGUGCUCUCCUAGCCACCUAUAGGUAAUGAUGCAGACAUAGUAUGUGGCCUACGAUGCUGGAGCAUUACAAAUGUUGGCAUGCUGUUAUUUUGAGCACUUACCUGCUGGUUCAGGUAACCCGCUCUGCCGCUCGCUUCCUCUCACCUUGCGCUUUCCUUCCCCGCCGGGCACUGUGCAGCUCUUCUGCCCACCCAGCCAGGCUCCUCUCGGUGGCGCAGCUCUGCUGCCCGCCUGCUCUCACCUUUCCUUCUCUGCCCGCCAGCCCAGCAGUGGUUUCCUUCCCCGCCGGGUGCAGCACGGCUCUGCCGCUCCCCACCGCCGCCCCCUUGCCACCUGCCCGGCAACCUUCUGGGCCAGUUGGCUCUCCCUGGGGUCUCCCUCCACCUCUCGCUUGCUUAUCCCCCUGCCUCCGGGGCCACCCCCUCCCCACCUGCCCCACAACCUUCUGGGCCAGUUUGCGUCUCCCGCUGCCUCUCCGGGAGAGUUCCUUGCAAGAGUUCCGAGGCUCUCGCGAGAUUCCCACGACGCAUCCCCCUUCAUCCACACAUGGACCGUCUUAGUGAAAUAAAUAGAAGAUAGAUAGAAGAUAUUACUUUGAGGCAAAAGUGAUAAAAGGAGCAGGGUGUGUAUAAUGUGCUGUCCAGAUAAUUAGGAAUUCCAUAAAUUAUUUGUUCAGAUAUGGGGUUUGUAUUCUCCUUGGUUCAGUAGUUUUGCUAGGGUGUUCCAAGAUUUUAUUUGUUUUCUCCAUGGAUCUCUAUGUAUUUUGCUUUUAGUAUUAAAAUUAAAUAUCUUUGCAAUCUUACCUUUAACAUCAAAAAUUACCUAUGAGGUAUUUGUUACAGUGUUGUUAGAAUACUAGAAAAUCUCAUCUCUCCAGGGCAUUUGCUGAAGAAAACCUAAGGUUUGACUGUUAAUAUAUGUAUAGCAUUCUCAUCUCAGAACUUUGUAUUUAUGAUUUGUAUUUCAACUUGGGAAGACAUGGGUGAGAAUGGACAGAAUUGUUCACGAAUGUUUUAUACAGUAUCUGCAUUUUAAUAAAGUUUCUAUGUAAAACUUUUUUUGAUAUUGUGCUUUACCUUUUAUUGUAUGGGUUUGUAGCUGUGAGAGGGGCAAGGGGGGAAUCUGUAAUGGCUUGAGAGCGGACCCCCUUUUUGUUGUUGGAAGUUAAAAGACUUUGCGCUGUCUCUUUGUCUCAGACAGUGGAGGACAGACUAGUAAGUCAGAGGGCUAGAGGGUCGAGACAUUUGUCAUCACUUCUCCACUGCUCUGAUGCUAUCCCUUUGAAAUGUAGAUUGCUACUCUUAGGGGAU